CUAGAAAUGGCACUGUCUAAAAGCCAAGUCCACUGGUCCAAAGAAGACAUCCUGAUGUUACUGGAAUGCAUGGAGAAUAACCUUCCAUCCAAUGACCAACACAAGUUCAAAACAACCCAGUCUCAUUUGGAUUGGGAAAAAGUAGCUUUUAAAGAUUUUUCUGGAGAAAUGUGCAAACUCAAAUGGUUAGAGCUUUCUCAUAAUUUGAGGAAGUUUCGCACUUUAACGGAAUUAGUCUUGGAAGCUCGAGAACUUGCUAAAAAUCCCCGCAAAAGCAAAAAAGACAAAAAACAUCCAGAUUUUCCCAAGAAGCCCUUAACUGCUUAUUUCCGCUUCUUCAAAGAGAAGUGUUCUGAGUACUCCCAAAUGCACCCUGAGCUCAAAAAGCAGGAGCUCACCAAGGUCCUGUCCAAGAAAUACAAGGAGCUCCCAGAGCAGAUUAAACUGAAAUAUACUGAAGAUUUCCAGAGGGAGAAACAGGAAUUUAAGGAAAAACUUGCUCAGUUCAGAGAAGAACACCCUGAUCUCAUCCAGAACCCCAAGAGACCUAAUAUCCCCAACAAGCACCAAGCCCAAUCCCAAGAGACUUCUCCAGAAAAUGUGAAAGAAAUGAAGUCCCUUCCAGAAACUAACGACUUUUCCAAAAAGAUGAAAUUCAAUGGUGAGCCCAUCAAGCCUCCAAUGAAUGGAUACCACAAGUUCCAUGAGGAUUUGUGGUCGACUAUGGAGUUGCAACACAUGUCAGUGAGAGAGCGCACGGUGGAGAUUGGAAGACGUUGGCAGCGUGUCCCACCGAACAUGAAGAAGCAAUAUGAGAAAUGGGCUGAGAAGCUGCAGCAACAGUACAAGGUGGACAUGGAUCUUUGGCUCAAGAGUCUGUCUCCCAAGGAAUACGCUGCAUACAGAGAGUCCACCUCUGUUAAGCGCAAGAAUAUGGACAUGAUGGGAGGCUCGAGCCCCAAGUUCAGACGGACAGCUCUACAGUCCCCAUCAAUGAAGAGCCUGCCAGAAAGCCAUGGAGAGGAGCAGGGAAUGCAGACUCUAGGGACACAUUCAUCAGAGACUGUUCAGGUUGCUUACCAUCCCUCACAGGGGUCAGAAGAAACUAAGAAGGAAGAUGGGGAAGAUGAUGAAGACAUUAAGUCCCCAGAUUCCAGCAGUGGAGGUGAAGAUGAAGACAGUGAGUCUGAGGACGGUGACUCCAGCUCUUCUUCUUCAGAGGACAUCUCUGACUCACACUGCAACUGA
Molecule: messenger RNA, 1248 nt
Organism: Choloepus didactylus (southern two-toed sloth)
Lineage: Eukaryota; Metazoa; Chordata; Mammalia; Pilosa; Megalonychidae
Product: upstream-binding factor 1-like protein 1
Exons: 1
Coding region: 7-1248 (413 amino acids)
Source: RefSeq, a predicted model, not a curated record